Myotis daubentonii (Daubenton's bat) is the source of this 5516-nucleotide messenger RNA. RefSeq names its product calcium dependent secretion activator (gene CADPS). Bases 313 to 4494 code for a protein of 1393 amino acids. NCBI's taxonomy places the organism in Eukaryota, Metazoa, Chordata, Mammalia, Chiroptera, Vespertilionidae. The record is from RefSeq and is a predicted model, not a curated record. The transcript is spliced from 29 exons. Gene Ontology annotation, cellular component: glutamatergic synapse. Gene Ontology annotation, biological process: synaptic vesicle exocytosis; dense core granule exocytosis; positive regulation of exocytosis.
UCCUUCAGCGGCUGCAGAUGGCAUCCGGCUGCGGGCUCCGGGCUGGCCAUUGACUGUCCCCUUUGCCCACCGCGGGCCCACGGACGCACCUCUCUCUUCCCUUCCUCCCCUCGCGCUCCUGGGUUAGAGCGCAGCUCCGGAUCGCCGGGCGAAGGAAGCAGUCGCGGCGGCCGAGGCUGAGCUGUAGGGCGCUCGCUCCCUGAUUUGGGGAGAAGCGCCCAUCCGGGAGAGCCGACCCCCGGCUGCCUCCAGCGCCCCCCAUCUUUUGCACCCCAAGUCGGGGCUCCAGGGACCCCCUCUCCAGGCGGCACCAUGCUGGACCCUUCGUCCAGCGAAGAGGAAUCGGAUGAGAUCGUGGAGGAGGAGAGCGGCAAGGAGGUGCUGGGCUCGGCCGCGUCCGGCGCGCGCCUGUCUCCCAGCCGCACCAGCGAGGGCUCGGGCGGCGGCGCCGGGCUGGGGGGCGGCGGCGGUGCGGGCGCCGGGGCCGGGAUGGGCGCCGGCGGCGGGGGCAGCGGCGCGAGCACCGGCGGCGGGGCCGGGGGGCUGCAGCCCAGCAGCCGCGCCGGCGGCGGCCGGCCCUCCAGCCCCAGCCCGUCGGUGGUGAGCGAGAAGGAGAAGGAGGAGUUGGAGCGGCUGCAGAAGGAGGAAGAAGAGAGGAAGAAGCGGCUGCAGCUCUACGUGUUCGUGAUGCGCUGCAUCGCCUACCCCUUCAACGCCAAGCAGCCCACCGACAUGGCUCGCCGGCAGCAGAAGAUCAGCAAACAGCAGCUGCAGACCGUCAAGGACCGCUUUCAGGCUUUCCUCAACGGGGAAACCCAGAUCGUGGCUGACGAGGCCUUCAUGAACGCCGUGCAGAGUUACUAUGAGGUGUUCCUGAAGAGCGACCGCGUGGCCCGCAUGGUGCAGAGUGGGGGCUGCUCCGCCAACGACUCUCGGGAGGUCUUCAAGAAGCACAUCGAGAAGAGGGUGCGCAGCCUCCCCGAGAUCGAUGGCCUCAGCAAGGAGACGGUGCUGAGCUCCUGGAUGGCCAAGUUCGAUGCCAUCUACCGCGGGGAAGAGGACCCGAGGAAGCAGCAGGCCCGGAUGACCGCCAGCGCAGCCUCUGAGCUGAUUCUGAGCAAAGAGCAACUCUACGAGAUGUUCCAGAACAUUCUCGGGAUCAAGAAGUUUGAACAUCAGCUCUUGUACAACGCCUGCCAGCUGGACAAUCCGGAUGAGCAGGCAGCACAGAUCCGACGGGAGCUGGAUGGACGACUCCAAAUGGCAGACCAAAUAGCCAGGGAACGCAAAUUCCCCAAGUUCGUAUCCAAAGAAAUGGAAAACAUGUACAUCGAGGAGCUGAAGUCGUCCGUCAACCUGCUCAUGGCCAACUUGGAGAGCAUGCCGGUGUCCAAGGGCGGCGAGUUCAAGCUUCAGAAGCUCAAGCGCAGCCACAACGCUUCCAUCAUCGACCUGGGCGAGGAGAGUGAGAACCAGCUCUCCAAGUCAGACGUCGUGCUGGCUUUCUCCUUGGAGGUGGUGAUCAUGGAAGUGCAAGGCCUCAAAUCCUUGGCUCCCAAUCGCAUUGUGUACUGCACAAUGGAGGUGGAAGGGGGAGAGAAACUACAGACGGACCAGGCCGAGGCGUCUAAGCCCACCUGGGGCACCCAGGGCGACUUCUCCACGACCCACGCGCUGCCUGCUGUGAAGGUGAAGCUGUUCACAGAGAGCACCGGCGUCCUGGCCUUGGAGGACAAGGAACUCGGGCGGGUUAUUCUCCAUCCCACCCCGAACAGCCCCAAGCAGUCAGAGUGGCACAAAAUGACAGUCUCCAAAAACUGCCCCGAUCAAGACCUCAAAAUCAAACUCGCUGUCCGAAUGGAUAAGCCUCAAAACAUGAAGCAUUCUGGGUAUUUAUGGGCCAUCGGCAAGAAUGUCUGGAAGAGAUGGAAGAAAAGGUUCUUCGUGUUGGUGCAGGUCAGUCAGUACACCUUCGCCAUGUGCAGUUACCGGGAGAAGAAAGCGGAGCCCCAGGAGCUGCUGCAGCUGGACGGCUACACUGUGGAUUACACCGACCCCCAGCCAGGUUUGGAAGGUGGCCGAGCCUUCUUUAAUGCAGUCAAAGAAGGAGACACUGUGAUAUUUGCAAGUGAUGAUGAGCAAGAUCGCAUCCUGUGGGUCCAAGCCAUGUACCGGGCCACUGGGCAGUCACACAAGCCUGUGCCCCCGACCCAAGUGCAGAAACUCAACGCCAAGGGAGGGAACGUACCCCAGCUGGAUGCCCCCAUAUCCCAAUUCUACGCAGAUAGAGCUCAAAAGCAUGGCAUGGAUGAAUUUAUCUCGUCCAACCCCUGUAACUUUGACCACGCUUCCCUCUUUGAGAUGGUGCAACGCCUUACUUUGGAUCACAGACUUAAUGAUUCCUAUUCUUGCCUGGGCUGGUUCAGUCCUGGCCAGGUGUUUGUGCUAGAUGAGUACUGUGCCCGGAACGGAGUCCGCGGGUGUCACCGGCAUCUCUGCUACCUCAGAGACCUGCUGGAGCGGGCGGAGAACGGCGCCAUGAUCGACCCCACCCUCCUCCACUACAGCUUUGCCUUCUGUGCAUCCCACGUCCACGGGAACAGUCAACAAAUGCAUGUGUACCUUAGUGGGCUGCCACCACACACAGACCCUGAAGGGAGCAAAACUCCCUCCCCAUCUGAACCAGAGGCUAAAAAAGACACAAAAAAGGAAUGUAAACGAAGAAAAGAUUUCAAAACUCAGGCAAACCCAGAGCCCAAAAGGCCCGAUGGGAUCGGAACUGUGACUGUGGAAGAAAAGGAACGUUUUGAAGAAAUCAAAGAGAGACUCCGAGUUCUGUUGGAAAAUCAGAUUACGCAUUUUAGGUACUGCUUCCCAUUUGGUCGACCCGAAGGUGCUUUGAAAGCUACUCUCUCACUCCUGGAAAGGGUUUUGAUGAAAGACAUCGUUACCCCAGUGCCACAAGAGGAGGUAAAAACAGUCAUCCGUAAAUGUCUAGAGCAAGCUGCUUUAGUCAACUAUUCCCGGCUAUCAGAGUAUGCCAAAAUCGAAGAAAAUGUAGGCCGGUUAAUCACUCCCGCCAAAAAGCUCGAAGACACAAUCCGUCUCGCUGAACUAGUCAUUGAGGUUCUCCAGCAGAAUGAGGAGCAUCACGCAGAGGCCUUUGCGUGGUGGUCGGACUUGAUGGUGGAGCACGCCGAGACGUUCUUGUCGCUCUUCGCGGUGGACAUGGAUGCAGCGUUAGAGGUGCAGCCACCAGACACGUGGGACAGUUUCCCACUGUUCCAGCUGCUGAAUGACUUUCUGCGCACCGACUAUAAUCUGUGCAAUGGAAAGUUCCACAAGCACCUGCAAGACCUGUUUGCCCCACUUGUGGUUAGAUAUGUGGAUCUGAUGGAGUCCUCAAUUGCACAAUCCAUUCACAGGGGCUUUGAGCGGGAGUCAUGGGAACCAGUCAAGAGUUUAACCAGUAACCUACCCAAUGUGAACCUACCCAAUGUGAACCUUCCCAAAGUACCAAAUCUACCAGUUAACAUCCCUCUAGGCAUCCCACAAAUGCCUACUUUUUCGGCACCGUCAUGGAUGGCUGCUAUAUAUGAUGCUGACAACGGAUCAGGCACCUCGGAGGAUCUGUUCUGGAAGCUCGAUGCCCUUCAGACCUUCAUUCGGGACUUACACUGGCCCGAGGAAGAGUUUGGGAAGCACCUGGAGCAGCGGCUGAAGCUGAUGGCAAGUGACAUGAUAGAAUCUUGUGUCAAAAGAACCAGGAUUGCAUUUGAAGUUAAGCUGCAAAAAACCAGUCGAUCAACAGAUUUUCGAGUCCCACAGUCAAUAUGCACCAUGUUUAAUGUUAUGGUUGAUGCCAAAGCUCAAUCAACAAAACUUUGCAGCAUGGAAAUGGGCCAAGAGCAUCAAUACCAUUCAAAAAUAGACGAACUAAUUGAAGAAACUGUUAAAGAAAUGAUAACACUCUUGGUGGCAAAGUUCGUUACUAUCUUGGAAGGAGUGUUGGCAAAAUUAUCCAGAUAUGACGAAGGGACCUUGUUUUCUUCUUUCUUGUCAUUCACCGUGAAGGCAGCUUCCAAGUAUGUGGAUGUACCUAAACCCGGGAUGGACGUGGCCGAUGCCUACGUGACUUUCGUCCGCCACUCUCAGGAUGUCCUUCGUGAUAAGGUCAAUGAGGAGAUGUACAUAGAAAGGUUAUUUGAUCAAUGGUACAACAGCUCCAUGAGUGUGAUCUGCACCUGGUUGACGGACCGGAUGGACUUACAGCUUCACAUUUAUCAGUUGAAAACACUAAUUAGGAUGGUAAAGAAAACCUACAGGGACUUCCGAUUGCAAGGGGUCCUGGACUCGACCUUGAACAGCAAGACGUAUGAAACCAUCCGGAACCGUCUCACUGUGGAGGAAGCCACGGCGUCGGUGAGCGAGGGCGGCGGCCUGCAGGGCAUCAGCAUGAAGGACAGCGACGAGGAGGACGAAGAGGACGAUUAGAAGGCCCGGGCCUGGACCCUGUAACCAAUGCAUGUCCUUAGUCUGUUAGUUACCCCCUUAGGGAAUUUUCUGUCCCCCCCACCACGCCCAUGAGAUGUUUACCAAUACAAUUGCCAUUUUAGCUCUGUGGUAUCAAGAUUAGCAAAUGACCUUCAAGCCCCCCCAUCUCCUGACCCACGACUAUAUGUUUACAGCGAUCUGAAGCACCAUUCUUUAAGUCCUGUUCAUGGAGAACACGUAGUCCCACUGCUAGGCGUGUCCCUUUGCCAGCAAAAUCAAAUGAUGCUUCAUUAACGUACCGUGUAUGCGUUGACAGUGAAUGGAUGUGAGGGCCAGUUCACCCCGUACUUUCACUUCUUUGUUUCACGUAUGUGGAUGUCAGUUAUUUAAAUGAGUAUAAUAAAUAUUUAACUAAGACACAUAGUUCCGCUUUGUUUUUUGAGAAACAAGAGGCAACGCCCCAACAACCAACGUUUGGUUCUCUCUGUUCCCUUCAAGCUGAAAAAUGGAACCCCUGGCGACCUUGUUACCACCCUUUCAUUUCUCCUUAUAGUCAGCCAAAACAGGAUGGCUACGUACCUGUAGGUUGAUCCUCCUCAUUGCCAUGGCAAAGGUUAUCCCUCCGAGACUCCACAUCAAGCACAGUUCAGAGCAACUGUCUUCUGUCCAACUUUAUCCUAUUACAUGUGACAUUAUGCUUUUCUGUUUCAAUAACCAUGUAUGUAAAAAACUGAGUAUUUAAAUUACAACCCUAGACUAUACCUGUGUUUAUAAUAAGAUCUGGGUAUUUCCCUCAGUAGACUGUAACCAUGAUUUCAAUGGUUUGGUUCCACCUGUUUUUUAUAUCUGUCAUGUACAUUGCAUUUUGACCUGUAACUGCAAGACCCUGGGGUCCGCUGCAGAGCUUUCUUUCUGUGUAAACUAGUGGAUCCAUCCUGCUUUUGCCUUAUAUAAAGCCUACAGUUAUGAAAGUGUGAACAACUGUGGCUUCUCAAUAAAGAACUAUUCAAACGUCCGAAGAA